UUUCUAUUGGUGCAUUAGACUGUCAUUCGUCUUCUGUAGCCCUGAGGUUGGCUAAUUACACAGACACGAUGGGAUAAUCCCGGUUAACAGAAGCUGAUGUCAGAUUGGUUAGGUUUACCACAAAUCCCUUCAUGGUUGAGGUUGGCGAUGCGGGUCUAGCUUGCAGUCACUACUGCAGAAGAAGUGGAGGGAGUGUCUGACUGCUCUGGAAUUUCCUUUAUGAUGGUCUGUCAGUCCACCUGCUAACCUGCCUGUUUUACUCACCAAAUGGAUCUGCACUUGUGAUCGGAUUCGCUCAAACUCUAUUGCGACGUCUCCGCGCGCGCAGGGCCGUAUCGUAACAUUCGUGUCGCGCGCUCUGCAAUAUGGGUACCGUGUUAUCUGUAUCCCCUAUAGUGACUAAAGGGGCCAUUCUGGAAGAUGGAGAAGACGAAGCCAAUGGGAAAAGCCUUAAAAAGCAGUCAGUAGUCGUGUCCAUGCUCACAUUUAAGCGGCUAGUGACUGCAUCGGGUAAGAAAAAAUGUGCCAAGAAAGUAAAUCCGAAUCUUGCUCCGCUGCCAGAGAGCAGCGACUGUCAGGUCGAGAAUCUGAACCAGGAGAACUUCAGGAAAUCGCAACAAUCGACCGAGCGGAAAACGAAAAAUGGACCUCUUGCGGUGCCCAUCCCCACGGUUCCUCCCCAUCUGGAUCAGAAUCAGGACCAGCUCAAUCCAGCGCCGAAGCAACUGGUGUCGGUUCAGAAGCAGCCCAGCAACCGGUCGCUCCUCUCGCCACGGCGCGUGAUCGUCCAGGCCUCCACCGGGGAGCUGCUCCGUUGCCUGGGUGAAUUCCUGUGCAAACGGUGCUGCAAAGUCAAGGAACUAACCUCAAAUGAGGUCAUCCUUUGGUUCCGCAACGUGGACAGGACUCUGCUGUUGCAGGGCUGGCAGGACCAAGGGUUCAUCACGCCAUCCAACCUCGUGUUCGUCUAUCUGCUCGUUAGGGAAACUGUAACCGAUGAUGUUGACAAUCCACGUGAACUCCACGGGACCUUUCUUACCUGCCUCUAUCUGGCGUAUUCCUACAUCGGAAACGAGAUCUCGUAUCCUCUCAAGCCCUUCAUGGUUGACGCCAAUGCGGACGCGUUCUUUGAACGUUCGUUAGAUGUCAUCGAUAAACUGAGCGGGAAAAUGCUGCAGAUUAACAUGGAUCCGCACUUUUUCACAGAGGUUUUCCAAGACUUAAAAAACGAAGGAGAUUGUAAGAAGGGUGGAAGCGAACUGGACCGCUGACUGUGAUCGAAAUCUGAGCAGAGAUCAGUUACUACUGAUUUAUUGGAUGCAAUUGUAGUCAGCUCUGCUUGAGUGACUGUUGCGUUGCGCCACGAGCCAAUUUAAUAGCCUAUUUAUGACACUGUUUUGUUGGCUUUGUUUUAACAGUAUUAAGUGGUGAUUUAGUCAACAUGGCUUCACCGGUUUAGCUAAUGCAUGUCAUAUAGAUUUGUAUCUGUUGCUUCACAGUCUUACAUAAAAAGGGAAAGAACAAAUGAACGUUUAUUCUAUAUAAUUGUCUCAGCUGUCAUUACUAAGGUUAUCUGG
Molecule: messenger RNA, 1577 nt
Organism: Rhinichthys klamathensis goyatoka
Lineage: Eukaryota; Metazoa; Chordata; Actinopteri; Cypriniformes; Leuciscidae
Gene: cdk5r2b
Product: cyclin dependent kinase 5, regulatory subunit 2b (p39)
Exons: 1
Coding region: 366-1271 (301 amino acids)
Biological process (GO): activation of protein kinase activity; brain development; positive regulation of cyclin-dependent protein serine/threonine kinase activity
Cellular component (GO): cytoplasm; protein kinase 5 complex
Molecular function (GO): cyclin-dependent protein serine/threonine kinase activator activity; protein kinase binding
Source: RefSeq, a predicted model, not a curated record